Drosophila melanogaster (fruit fly) is the source of this 771-nucleotide messenger RNA. It is a transcript of the gene Cpr76Bb, whose product is annotated as cuticular protein 76Bb. Gene Ontology annotation, molecular function: structural constituent of cuticle; structural constituent of chitin-based cuticle. Lineage: Eukaryota; Metazoa; Arthropoda; Insecta; Diptera; Drosophilidae. The coding region runs from base 47 to 643 and encodes 198 amino acids. The record is from RefSeq and is marked reviewed. The transcript has a single exon. Gene Ontology annotation, cellular component: chitin-based extracellular matrix.
GACAUCAUCAAAGUUCCGAUUGGAAAACAGCGAAUAAGUGACCGAUAUGAAAUCCUUUAGCGGAGGUCUGUUCUUUGCCCUUCUGGUGGGAGCCAGUUGGGCAGCUCCCCAUGGUGGACACGCCACCAGCUACAGUUCGGUGACCAAGCACGAAGGACCCGUCCACAAGAGCCUGGGCUACGGAUACGAUCACGAUGUGGUCAGCGCUUACGGUGGCAUCUACGGACACGGCUAUCCGAGUGUCGGCCAUUCGGGCUACGGAUACGGAUACGACAAGCACGAGCCCCAUCACUAUCCCAAGUACCAAUUCGACUACGGCGUCAAGGAUGCCCACACCGGAGACCAGAAGAGCCAGUGGGAGACGCGGGAUGGCGACAAGGUCAAGGGCAGCUACUCCCUCAAGGAAUCGGAUGGCACCACCCGAGUGGUGGAGUACACCGCCGAUGACCACAAUGGCUUCAACGCAGUGGUAAAGAAGCUCGGCCACGCCCACCACCCCCAGGUCUACCACAAGGGCUACGGACACGGCGAUAUCUACGACGCCGACUACGGCUACGGUCACGAUGUGGCGCAAUAUGGCGGAUACGGAUACGGACACGGAGGCCACGCCAGUAGCUACGUAAGCGUGAAGCAGCUGCACUAAGCAACCAAAAUGCGGACUCACCCGGCGAAAACGAUCUGGAAUCAUCAUUAGUUAACAAUGCAACGAACUUACCUAACUAAAGCCAACUUUUUACAAGUGUAGUAUUGACGAUAUUUAUAUUUGUAUUG